Mytilus californianus (California mussel) is the source of this 4360-nucleotide messenger RNA. Its product is annotated as RING finger and transmembrane domain-containing protein 2-like. Lineage: Eukaryota; Metazoa; Mollusca; Bivalvia; Mytilida; Mytilidae. The record is from RefSeq and is a predicted model, not a curated record. Gene Ontology annotation, biological process: positive regulation of ERAD pathway. The transcript is spliced from 9 exons. Gene Ontology annotation, molecular function: ubiquitin protein ligase activity; metal ion binding. Bases 189 to 1478 code for a protein of 429 amino acids.
GUUAAAGUCUUUUGGAUUGGACCAAUUUUAAUUUUUGUCCAAUCAAUUUCCUUCUUUCAAUGUGGUACACAAUCAUUUUCUGAAUUCUGACAGGUGCGAGGAAAUGAAAGUAGACGUCACUGUUAUUUUGCAUCAAAUUAUGUACUUUUUGUAUGUUCAUGUUACAAUGAAAAUUAAUAUGUAACUUCAUGUCUCACAGAAGGAAUAUGACAGAAAAUAAUUCCAAUCAGGCUACAAUGGGCUCCAAUAAUAAUCAGAACUGGAUGAGGUUAAAUCUGCCUAUAAAUAACACUGGAGCAAUCUCAAAUCAGGUCGGAAAUGCUGUUUCCGGCAUAAUGCCAACAAUAAUGGGACAUAAUCCACAUAGAAUAGUUGUAUCUAGAUCAUCAUCGGUAGAUGCCAAUCAGUCACAACCGACACCUGCUACACAGACUACUGACAAUGUAAAUGACUUUGUGCUUGAUUUAAACAGACUUCAGCAUAAUCCUGACCAUGCACAUUCACACGAUUUUUUACACCAAGGGCUACAGAUUGAUCCAGAGAGCCUUCAGGAUUUUGGAUCGGAUGAAAAUAUGAAUGAGAAUCAUGAACAUUCCCAUGAGAGACAGACUCCUCCUCUGACUCAUCUGUUGUCUAACUCUAUAAUCUUUAUUGUUAUAGUAUUGUUUAAACUACUUUCUGAUCACAUUUUGGGUGUGGUUGUAUUUCUAUGUAUGGGUGUAACAUUUAUUUAUGCAAAUAACAAACUUCAAGGCUUAGUUCAUCAAACUUCACUUAGGGAUGUAAAUCACUUUCGAUAUAUUUUCUCAUUCCUACAAUUAGCCGUAUUGAUGGCAGCCAACAUGGCUACUGUGUAUUAUGUCUUCAGAGACCAAGAGUUAUGGAAAUUAUUGUUGUUCCAGAUGCCCAAUGGUUGGACAGCUGAUUUCUGGUUAUUUUUGUGGAUGAUGGUAGUCACAGAUUACAUUUUGAAAUAUGCCACCAUCAUAUUAAAAUGUCUGAUAUCUGUUGUUCCAUUCAGUAGUAAAAAAAGGGGAAAGUAUUAUAUGUUCAUAGAACAUGUUAUGCAGUUAUACAGAUUAGUUGUUACAGUGUUACCAUGGUUUCACUUCCUGUCAGAUGAUGUGUCUUUCAUAUUUGCUGCUGUUUUAUUAUUAGUUUAUUUCAUAUUUAAGCUGAAUAAUACUAUGGUAAAAAUCCAAGACGUAUACAAUGCUGUUGGUAGACUUAGAACAGAUGUUUCCUAUGGAACACGACCUAGCCAGAGUGAUAUAACAUCCAGAGAAGAAAGUUGUCCUAUUUGCCAAGAUGAUUAUAAAGAUCCAGUGAUGUUAGCAUGUAAACAUAUCUUUUGUGAGAGUUGCGUUUCAGUGUGGUUUGAUCGAGAAAAGACAUGCCCGAUGUGUAGGACUCAGAUCCAUGCGGAGAAUCCACAGUGGAAGGAUGGAUCAACUAGUGUCCACAUUCAGUGGUAUUGAAAUGUCCUGGUAAUAAGUUACCAUAGGAACCAACAAACUUGUUGAUAUUUUGACAAAAAAGAUAGCUGUAAAAAUCAAUAAUUUUAUUGACAUUGAUAGAUAGGGAAAAAGGUAUUGACUUAUUGUCAUCAGGGGAAGUGGAAAAAUUUGUUUUUAAUUUGUUUGCUGAGGUAAAAUAAUAUAUUGCGCAUUAUUAUUAUUAUUAGAUAUAAUUAAUAUUGUCAAAAGAUUUGAAUAUUAGGCAAAUAGUUUGCCCUUUUAAGAGAAUGUUUUAUGUAUAACACUUAAAAAUCUUAUGAUUUUGUUAUUGGUAACAUUUUAGGAAAAACUAAAUACACACUUUACAAGAGUCAGACAUGCAUUAAUUAAGAAAUAAUUCAUGCAUCCCUAGAUUUGUUUUCAUUUAACCAUGGAUUGGGCAUUUAAAUUUGAUUAUUUUAUCCAGAGCAAUAGCGAUGGGUAAAAUACGAAUAUAAAUGCCCAACCCAUUGUUAAAUGAAAACAAAUCUACGGCUGCCCUGAAUUAUUUCUAUUCUAAUAGGACAAAUAAGGUAAUUAUGUCAACCUUAAAAGCCCUAUUCACACGAUACAGUAGACUCUGGCAAAUCGGAUACACAAAAAUAUCCCAAUACCUGAUAUAUUCAGUUAGACGAUAAAUGUAUAUUCAUUGAAUAUUCUGCAAUAGAAAAAGAGUUCACCUAAUUCGGAGAUGUUACUAACCCUGACCACUGCCUAAGAAAAGGGUUAGGGUGUUUUUUUCUUGAUUUUUUUCUGGUACAACACCACGAUGUUUGAGUAAAAAAAUAUCAGCUGGUUAUUUAAUACUAUUUGUUUUCUGCCUUUGAAUCCUUUGUUUAUUAAAAUAAAUCAAAUUCACUAAUUAUUUAUGUGAAUAAAUAUCUACCAUCCAUAGUUUGUGUCUUUAUUUGUUUCAUAAACGAAGUAAUAUCCAUAUUUAUGCAUGUCUAUUUAUGUAGUGACAACACAGGUAAUUUGCUAUAAAUAGCUACAACAAUUUCUCAGAAGUACAGUAAAACCUUGCUCACACUCUGUGAAAUUUUAUCAGCUUGUCUUAUAAACAUGAUGACUAAAUCAACUAUUUCUUCAGUGAUAUUUAAUUAAAAAUUAAUUUGUUUCUAUCAUUCAACAGAAAUUACAUGGGAAGAGGCUUAAAUUUAGAUUUAAAAUGAUUACAUGUCUGAAGUUAAAAUGUAAACAAGGGAAAAUGGCGUCCAUGACAUGUGGUCAUGCACAUGUUACAUAAUUAUAUCUGACAAAAGCCAGAUUUCUCUGUUCAGAAGGGAUUUAUUUGUAUAUUGCAAUAAAUUAUUCAGAAGGAGGUACAUUCAGUUUAAAAUUAUAUUUCUGAUUCUGUGAACACCUGAGUUUUAUCAAAAUUUCUCCCAACAUACUGCACUGGUAUUUAUAAAUAAAAUUCAUCCAUUUGAACUGUAAGGGCAUCUUAUUCACAUUACAAAGGAAGACAAUAAUUUAUUGGGAAAUAGUCCCUUUUACUAAGCAGAAACAAAAUUUUCUUGUCUGCAAGAUUGUAAUUGCGCAACUUCAGGCCUCAUUUCCUGUCAGAAAAACAUUAAAAAUAUCCGAUUGUGCAUGGUUUUGACAGAAUUUUUAUGAAUAUUCCUAUCCGAUUUGCCGAUAUAUUCUUAUAUCCGAUAUUCAUCUUGAUAAAAUUAACAUCAAACAUAUAGGAAAGGGUUUGGUGUUUUGAAAUAAUAUUACAAUAGCUGAUAUAUUCGUUUAGCCGAUAUCCGAUUAGGUGGAGUCUACUGUACUGUUUUGGCUGUUUAGUUUUACCCCCAUAUAAUAAUAUUAAUAAUAUUAUAUUAUUCAAUAAUAAAUAAAAAUUUCACAUUUUUCACCUAAAAAUGUUCUUUUCUGAAAAAUCUAAUUUUAUAACAUUCUGAGGCGUUUUAUAACAAGAAGCCUGAUAACAACCAGUGUUUACAUUUAAAGUUGGAAGCAAACAUAUGAUGUCAUCUUGUUUAGUUGCCAAAUACGAUAACAUCAUUUCGCCGAAUUUUCGUUUUAUUAAAUGUUACACUGAAAUUAUAACUGAAAUGGACUGAUUUGUUUAUUUUGCUUUAGAAUAGAAAUAACCGUACUGUAUUUGAUGCUUGGCCUACACAAAAUGUGAGUUUUACUGUCUGAAAUUGAGUUUACCUGAUCGUAUAAAUAAGGUGGGCUUAAUGCUAAACAGCCAAUUUUGUGUAUUAAUGCGUUUGCUCUAAAAGUAGAUAUACAAUGAUUCUACUGGUUGACGAUAUAUAGAUUGUAUAUUAGAAUUACCUUUAUGUCACCUGACAUAUGGUUUAUCAGUCCAUUAAUGUCAAUGUUUUAAGGUCAUUUCUAAUAAUCAACAGGUUUUUUUUUACAUCUUUCCUACAUUGUACAAAGUUGGAAUGUUUAUGACAUGACUAUAAAAGGUCUUGAGAUAUACAGAAUCAAUGAAAUUCAAACAAUUUAUGAUAGUCCUGGAUUAUAUUGGCAAGCAUAUUUUAAAUAUUUUUAUGUUUUUGAAAGCUUAUAAACCUUGUGGUAUAUAUCUUAUUUCUAGACAUCUUUAUUCUUUUAGAAAUAUAGAUAUUAAAAAGACUGGUUGGGGCAGAAUGUAUGUUACUUCAGUUAUUUUUACAGGACAAAAAAAAAAGUCUUUUGUCAUUUAACAGCAUCAAUCUGUUAUUUUAUGUUAGCAGUCAGCAUACCAAUGCCAUAUACACACAUUUAUUUUAUUACAGUACAGUUAUGUCAUAAUUUAACGUUUGUAAUAAUCAUGUUAUUGAUAAGAGAUGAUAUACCUAUUAUUUCCAGUGUACUAUGUUUACCAAGUUUAAUAUUAAUAAAUUGUGUUUUUGUUUUUGAAA